AUGGGUAAUUUAUUAUCUCAUACUUAUGGAGUCCCUUCAAUAAUUUCAAUAAUAAUUAUAGUAUCCUCAUCAAUUUUUUUAAUAAUUUUAAAAAAAGAUAAACAAAAAUAUAUAAAUAAUCAAAUUAAUAAUCAAAUUAAUAAUCAAAUUGUUCCUGAAAUAUCCAAUAAUAAUAGUUAUAAUAAUAGUGAUAAUAAUAAUAAUAAUAAUAAUAAUAAUAAUAAUAAUAAUAAUAAUAAUAAUAAUAAUAAUAAUAAUAAUAAUAAUAAUAAUAAUAAUAAUAACGAUGAUUCAUCUGUUAAUCUUGGCAAUAAUUUAAAAACUACAGAUUAUGAUAUUGUAAUUGAUUUACAAAGUGUUGAUACAUUUGUAAUUAAAGAUGCUUGUUGGACAGUAUAUGUCAAUAAAGAUUUACUUAAAAAUGUUAAAGAAGAUUCACCAAAUCCACUAGACUGUCUUUUAGAAGGUUCAAAUAAAUUUAGAACUGCAACCAUUAUUGGUUAUUUUAAAAGAGGCAAAACCUUUACAGCAAAUUUAAUAAAUAAUAUUAAUUUACCAUCUGGUAGUAAAACUAAAACAAAAGGUUUAUCAAUUUAUAUUUCUCAUACAAAUGAUACUUUAUUUAUUGAUACUCAAGGUAGUAAUACUCCUCUACCAUUUUUUGUAGAUGAAAAUGAAAAUGAAGAACUUAAAAAAGCUUAUAAUAUCAAUCAAGCUGAUGGAAGUAUUAAAUUGAAUAAUCUUCAUCUUGCACGUAAGAAAGCAACUGAAUCAUUCAUUCAAGAGACUGCUAUUAGUUUAUCAAAUGUUGUAAUUUUCGUUGUUAAUGAAAUGACAUGGCACGAUCAACAAAAUAUAAUGGCCAUUCAAAAGAAGAUUAAAACUCAAAAUCCAAUUGAAAAACAAAAAAUCAGAGAACUCUAUGUGUUUCAUAAUUAUAUGAAUAUUUCAAAUAUGGUUGAUCUAAUGGCAAUGAUUAAAACCUAUGUAACAACUCCAUUCAAAGGUUAUUUUCAUACUGAAUUCAGCCUUCAUUCUGAUAAUGAAUAUAUAAUUUAUUAUACAGAUGCCGAGAAUUUUACAACUCAUUUCUUUUUAUGUAAUCAUGGUAGUGAGUUUGGCAAAAAGUGGAAUGAAUUAGUGGGUAAAUUUGUCAAGACUAAAAUUAAAAAUGUUACAAAUCAAAACUAUGCAUUUGAUACAAUACUAUUAGAAACUUUAAAAGAGAAAAUGAAAACCAAUAUUAAAAAUCCAACAGAUUUAAAAAUUGUACCAUAUUAUAAUUCUCAAACUCAAGUUGUGGAAAUUGAAAAUAAAUCAUCGAGUACAAGAUCAAACACAUUUGUAUAUAAGAGACAGACUGGUAUACCAUUAAAGGAUCAAAAAACAUUGGAAGAUUUAGAAGAAAUGUUCAAUCAAGUUAAAGCACAUACUAUUGAUAUUAACCAAGUUCCAAUGUAUUCGAUUGUACCUGCUAUUAAAAAUAAUGAAUAUGAGCAAUGGAAAUAUGCAUUAAAUAACAAGGAUAUCAUUUUCAUUGAUAAUCUAUUGAUUGUAACUGGAAGUUUCAAUCCAACCUAUGACAGUCUUGAAUGUGAGAAUCGUACAUUAAUAUUCACAUUUGAUUUACCAGAUAUUCCAGAAUCUCAUUUCUCUCAUUCAAUCUACUAUGAUCCAAGUGACAAAGUUAGAUACUUAAAAGUCUCGGGUAAUAGAAAAUUAAGUUAUAGAGCAUUAACUGGUACACGUGGUGGUGAGAGUACAAUUAAUGAAUAUCCAUCAGCUGGUGUUAAAAUUGGUAAUAGUUUAAAUCUUAGAAAAGAUGGAGAAUUUGAUCUGAGAAUUCCAAUUGAAGCAAAUUAUAGUAAAAAUUAUUCAAAUCAUUUUGAAAAUGGUGUUUUAACAUUAACAUUUAAAGAAGAAAUUGAAGGUCUUCCAGAUGAAAGUUGCAAAUAA
Messenger RNA from Dictyostelium discoideum AX4, 1956 nucleotides. RefSeq lists its product as hypothetical. The coding region runs from base 1 to 1956 and encodes 651 amino acids. Lineage: Eukaryota; Evosea; Eumycetozoa; Dictyosteliales; Dictyosteliaceae. The record is from RefSeq and is a predicted model, not a curated record. The transcript is spliced from 2 exons.